Anopheles cruzii is the source of this 1260-nucleotide messenger RNA. Its product is annotated as zinc finger protein 691-like. Gene Ontology annotation, molecular function: DNA-binding transcription factor activity; RNA polymerase II cis-regulatory region sequence-specific DNA binding. Lineage: Eukaryota; Metazoa; Arthropoda; Insecta; Diptera; Culicidae. The coding region runs from base 1 to 1260 and encodes 419 amino acids. The transcript is spliced from 4 exons. The record is from RefSeq and is a predicted model, not a curated record. Gene Ontology annotation, biological process: regulation of transcription by RNA polymerase II.
AUGGACUGGGACAUCGACAUCUUCAACUUUGACGGAUUUGACGAACGGGAGCUGGACCUCAGCAUACGUUCGAUUCUGCUGGACGAACCGGCGACGAUGCUGCCCGUUGCUGAUCAAACACUGGCUACCGCCUGGCCAUCGGAACUACUGACCCUUCCGACGGAUCCGAGCAGUCCUCUCCAGCUACAGCAGCUUCCGCUUCAGUCGGACCCGUACCGGAAGCCAUCGAGCUGCACGACCAGUACAAUGAUGGACGAUCUGCAGGACAGUGACAACGAUUCGGGCCACGCCAGUGAAGUGAACCAAUCCUUUACCGACACAUCACUGAUCGAGGACGAUACUCUGUUCGGUGACUCGGCCAACGACGGUAGCGACGCGGAGAACGAUGUCCCCUCGGCGCCCUUCGAUGUGGCACCCGGUGCCGUCGGCGAUCCGGAAGCUAGCCCAAGCAGCGCUCAAGUUUGCCAGGUGUGUGGCCAACAGCUCUCGGUCGCCGCCGUCGCAGGACGUCUUCCCAACAGCGUUCGGCGGUGUGAGUCGUGCCGCAAGGAUCACCGUGGUGUGCCACCGCCCUAUAGCUGUCCGCUCUGUGGCAAGCAGCUGGGCUCACGCCUUGGGCUUACGUGUCACCUGCGGGUGCACACCGGCGAAAGGCCGUUCCGGUGUGACGUCUGCUUGCGCACGUUUGGGCUCCGGUCGACGCUGGCCGCCCACCAGAAGCUGCACGGGAAAACGGGAGCGCUGCGGUGUGAAACGUGUGGCCGCGUGUUCACGCAACCGAGCGCCCUGUCCAGCCACCGCCGCACCUGUCCGCACCCGGUACGGCCUCACCGGUGCGGCUUGUGCGGGAAGGAGUUUGUGAGAUUGCACGCCCUUAAGACGCACAUCCGGAGCCACUCGAACGAGCGGCCGUUCGGGUGUGAGCAGUGUGAUAAGACGUUCGCCGAGAAACACGUGCUCGUGCGCCACCGGAAGACGCACAGUGGCGAGCGGCCUUUCGGGUGCGGUGUGUGCGGGAAGACGUUUAAGGAGAAGUAUGACGCCACUCGCCACUCACUCAUCCACAGUGGCCAGCGGCCCCACAAGUGUGCAGUGUGUUCGAAAAGUUUCGUCCAAUCGAAUGCCCUCGCCAAACACCGGAAGUGUCACGAGCGGGGCGGGCUGGCGGUAGUGCGGAAGCAGCUCUGGCGGGAAACCGUCGAUGGGGCCGCCGGCGACGAAGGAGUGCCGCGGGAAGUGCUUGGUCUCCAGUGUUGCUAA